Messenger RNA from Centruroides sculpturatus (bark scorpion), 6889 nucleotides. Its product is annotated as cadherin EGF LAG seven-pass G-type receptor 2-like. The transcript has 17 exons. The coding region runs from base 2845 to 6534 and encodes 1229 amino acids. NCBI's taxonomy places the organism in Eukaryota, Metazoa, Arthropoda, Arachnida, Scorpiones, Buthidae. Gene Ontology annotation, molecular function: calcium ion binding; G protein-coupled receptor activity; protein binding. Gene Ontology annotation, biological process: homophilic cell-cell adhesion; G protein-coupled receptor signaling pathway; cell surface receptor signaling pathway. Gene Ontology annotation, cellular component: membrane. The record is from RefSeq and is a predicted model, not a curated record.
CAAAAUCACACAGAAGCUCGAUAUAAGUUUUAAUCCAUUCCCACGUGAAAACAGAUGAUUAUUCGGAAAUCAGAAUUCGGAAAAACUCAUAAGUGUAAUUGACAGAGAGUGGAUUCGACUGUUAAUAAUAGGCAUAAAAGAUUUCCAAUCGUCCAGCUUUACACGAAGAAAUUAUGUUAUCGAUUUUACAAGAUUUUUCCUUAAAGUUUAAAAUGCCAGUAAUUUCUGCGGGUCAAUGUGUGCAUUUACGUGCAUUUGAUAUUUUAUUUGUGAUUAAACUAAAUAAAAUUAGAAUUAUAUUAAUUAAUAAAUCUAAUUUUCUUUAUUGUGAUCUUUAAAGCCACACCUCAUCUUAUAAGCGAGUAAUAUGGUAUAUUAUUUUCCUUUUUUUGGGUUAGUAUCUUGCAACUUGACAAGAAACCUGAAAUUGGAAAUAAAUGAAAUAAACCAACAUCUCUCAGCAAUCUCAGAUAAAUAUUUCAGCUAUAAUUGGUAAUUAUAUUAAUAUAAUAAUAUAUAUCUGUAAAUAUUUUUGAACUCAUUUAAAAAUUUAUUUCAGCAACAUUAUAUUUUAUCUAUACAAAACAAUAUUUAUGAUAUGGGUGAGUGUUGUGAAUUCUCUCAGUAAUAAGACUACUACCUCAAACAAUAUUGUCAAAUUUAAAAAAAAAAUGACUCCAUUAGUAAUGUUAUUCCUGAGAAAUUUGUGUUUAGAUGUCGUACUCGGUACGAUUUUGUUUAAUAUUUCGGAGAAUUAUAUAUACAUUUCUCCGACGAGAUAUUAUAUUAUGUUGACAGUAAUUAAAUGCAGUCUAAUAAGAAUUUUGUUUUCUGCUUCCUGAAUUUUUCUUUAACACAAUGUAUCAAUAAGAAAUUAAAUAAUAUCUACAUAGAAAUGAGAUAGUAGAAAAUUUAUGGGCUUAGUACAAGGUCAACUGAUUUGAAUAUCACACUCUGCAGAUAUCCUUGAUAGUAAUGAAGAUUGUGUAAUCUUAAUUAUAAAUAAUUUAUAUCAAACCAUAUCCAUUCAUUUUCUCCAUUUAAGAUUGAGUUUUCAGUUCUUAUUUCUCCGUGACAUGAUUUUCUACGAAAAAUACAAUCUGAUUCAUAAUUAGACAUAAAAAAAUAAAUAAAUGUAACUGUAAGUCUGGUUAAGUGUAGGAAAGACAUUAAAAUCAAAUUGGGUGACUGUUUAUUAUUAUUAAUAUAUUUUUUUCUGUAACUAAAUAAAUAAGUAUUUCCUAACAUAAACAAAUACUGCAGUCUGGAUAUACCGUGUGUAUAUAAUUUCAAAUUUUUUAAAAAUCUAAUUAGUCAUAACAAAAUAUAUAUUUGGUGUCUGAAAUUUAACAAUACUACUAUAUUAUUACAGUAGGCAAAUUUGUUAAAGCAUAUAUUAUGCACUGUAAAUCUUUAGAGUUUUGGUUAGGGUCCAACACAAAUGUCACUUAGGUGUUUAGUUAACAAGAAAAGAACUCGGUCGUUUUGCAGUUCAAUAACACCUUAAGUUAAGGGUCAUUGGACUGUCCCAAAAUCCAGAUCCUCCAAAAGAUGCUAACAUAACUGUCCUUGACCAAUGUCUGGGAAAUUUAACAGUUGCCAUAUGGGAUCGGGUGCUAGAAGUUAGGAACUGUCAUUGCUGUUGUCGGUUGGACGGUAACCCGACCUUAUGAUCUGCUAAGUCAUCUGGUGGUCGACUUUCAUUUAUGAUGGAGAGCGUGCUCUAAACUCCCCCGACAUCUGUAAGUCAUUAUAUCUCAUACUCUUCCCGGACAUAUGUCAACGUAGCUGUUGUAUCUUUCAGAAAGGAUGGAGUAGUGAAGAGGAAGCGAUGGAAACUAAACGAUUUCCGAUUGUCACCUACAAUUCUUUUUUUCACGUCGGCACAUAAUUUCGAUACCGUUUAACCAUAAUUAAAACGUACAAGAGUAUCGUCUAACUCCACAGUUGGCACUAAAAACUGUGUAUCGGUUGCAGCCUUCGGAAUUAAAACUGUAGUAAUAAAAGCAUGAAUGCGGAUCAGUUUACCGGCUCUAUACUUAGGAAUUGCGUGCCGAAUUCUUAUCAUCUCCCAGAAACUUUUAUUUAAAGAGUUACUUAAAAGAAGGACAGUUUAGAAUAGAAGAUUAGAUAAAUGAUAUUUUAAAGAGGUGCAUCUCUCUCUGGAUGCACUUAAAACUUUUGCAACAUCUGUCGGCCGGAAGGGGCCAUGUGGUAUUUUCAAUAAAAGAUGCGGAUAUUUUCUUUCAUUGUUUAGUGUAGAUUGUAACUUACACUUAACACUUAUAAUAAAUACAAAAAUUAUUUAUGUUAUUUCACAAUUUUUUAGUUAUUUUUAGCCAUUAAAAUAUUCGUGAAUCAUAUAUUUUGUGCAAUAUUUUUUCAUUAGUAUUGUAUUGUUGGUGGAUAAAAUUACUGCGAUAAUAACGAUUUCCAACGAAGUUUUAAAAUUAUUUCCGCAUUUUAAGUUUUCGGGGAUUCUAUAAAUAAAUCAUUUUUUAAAAAAUGUAUAGAGUUUAAUAUUUCAUAAACCAGUUUUUAUGCCACGAUGUUUUGUUCUACAUCAAGGAACCGCAACGAAUAACAGCGUUGUGUGUCAUAUACGUAUUAAGUCAAGAAAAGUCACUCACGUCUUAUUUUUAAUCUUAAAUCCAGUUUUACGUAGAAAAAUUUAUGUACCGCAACAUUAACAGUUUUUCGCUAAAUCUUUCGACGAUUUAUAUAAUUACGAGGAAGUAAGUGUCUUUCUUUUAUUAAGCUACACUAAAGGGAGGAGUUAAGUCACGUGACGGAAAUGACGUCUAGUGGACGAGUUCAGAGGCACUGUGACUUACUACCUGUUGCAUGUGCUGGAGUGGAGGCAAGAUGAAGAGUUGUGCACUUUUUUUAUGGUUAUUUUCUUUAGGUUUAUUAGUUAACGGAAAAUUAGUGUUUCGUCCAUUCUUUCAUCAACCACGCAUCUACGAAAAUGCUCCUCCCGGUGUCCAUGUGACUACAGUACACGCUUAUGAUCCUGACUCACCACGAAAGUUAGUUACAUAUGAAAUGUUACAAGUACGAGAUCACAAUUACUUUAACAUUGAUGAAGAAUCCGGUAAUCUAACCACAUUCCGAAAUAUUAACAAAACAGCUGGAGGAAAAUUUGAGGUAAUCGUCGUUGCUAGUAGCGAUGGAAUCUCCGAAUUCGAUCAUUUGACCAUAUCUGUGACAGAAUUCAAUCAAUUCGCUCCGCAGUUCGAGAGAGAAGAAUACGAAGGAGAAAUUCACAUAAAUACAUCUCUCGGUACACCCGUCUUAAGAGUUUAUGCACACGAUGACGAUCCAAUUUCUCAAAAUGCAGAAGUUUAUUAUAGAAUGGAUCAGAAUGAGUCUAGUAAAUAUUUUCAAUUGAAUCAAGAUUCUGGUGAAUUAUCUUUGUAUAUAAGUUUACAUUCCGCUCCGAGAAGAUUGGUUUUUGGAGUAUUUGCCGAAGAUGGAGGAUCACCCAAACGAUGGGCUCAAGCACAGAUUAAAUUGUUCGUUAAGACUAUAUCGGAACCCGUUAAUGUAACCAUCUCUAAUAUUACCGAGUCUUCGGCCAAAGUAUGUUGGUUUCAGCCAUUGUUUGGAGAAACUGAAGGUUACGUUGUGACUUAUCACGAAAAAAAUGUGGAAAAAUUUGGUGCUUCUGUGAAGAACAUUACGUCAACGACGAAACUAACUUGUACCGUUCUCGGUAAUCUUCGACCUCAAAAGGAAUACGUAGUUUCGGUUACGGGACGUAAUCCUUACGAAAUCGGACAAGCUAGCAUUAAGAUGAGCUUCACUACAACGCCAGAUUUCUGUCGACGUAAUAUCUGCAAGCGUGGAAAAUGCUUCAAAAUAGCCCAAGAACCUGGUUACCGUUGCGAAUGUGAUCAUGGUUUUUACGGUAAGAUCUGUGACUUGUUCGAUCCCUGUUCUGAAAAACCUUGUGGUGAUUAUGGUGUAUGUCACAACACGUCCCACAACGACUAUCACUGCGAAUGUUUGGAGAAUUUCUCGGGUAAAAACUGUUCGGAUUUUAAUCCUUGCUCAGUUCAUCCCUCACCUUGUAAAAACGGAGGAGUUUGCGAGAUGAUCCGAAGUCGUGAAUAUCGCUGUCGCUGCAAAAACGGAUAUUCCGGAGAGACGUGUCAAGAUGUGUCUCCGGAUGCUUGUUUUUCUUCUCCUUGCACGAAUUCCGGCGUAUGUCACAAUCUUAACAAUUCUGAAUAUAGAUGCGAAUGCGGCGAAGGAUAUUCGGGGAAAAAUUGCGAAUAUGAUGUAGAAGAAUGCUCUUCGUCUCCCUGUAAAAAUGGAGGAUCUUGUUUAGAAGGUAUAGGUGUGUUCAGUUGCCAUUGCACAACCGGAUAUUACGGUACUCUUUGCGAACGUAAAAAGGAGUGUCAAAUGGAUGUCGUGCAGACGGAUAAAGGAACAUUUUUGUGGAAUUCCACAGAGCAUGGUAUGAUCGUGCUUAUAAAAUGCCCUUUCGGUACUUUGUAUCCGGCAAACGAAGAAAUAGAAGGAUACGCUAAAAGAAGUUGUCUGCUUCUAUCAGAUGGUUCGGUUCAGUGGAGCGAAGUGAAUGCGAAUAACUGCCAAGCGGAGGGAUUUCGAGCAGCGGAAGAAUUAGCUGGCGAGUUGCAAGCUCUAACUAGUAAUCCAGAUAAAGUUAGUCCCAAAGAAUUCCAACAAGCAGCCAGUCAAAUAGAAGCCAUCGUACAAUACGCGGUUCAAAACCAAAAGCUCGCCUACGACAUGGUUUCGGUACUAAGCAACAUGUUAGAUGUUAACGAUAACGUGUACGAGGUUGGAGACGAAGAUGGAAUUGUCACUAAAAAAUUAGUACAGGUUGUGGAUACUUUUGCAUCGAAUGUUAAAUUAAGUCCCGGAGAGAAGGUCGAAUUUUUUACACCAAAUAUUGUGAUAGUUGCAUCGAAUCCUAGCGAAGUAUCGGGGGAUGGUUUGGGUUUCUCACCGGAUCCCGGACGUAGAAAAAGAAAUGCCGACUUCCUUCUAAAUUCUCAAAUUCCCGGCAUUACUUUGCCCAACGAAGUGUUUAAUUUAGCGAAACAAAUUAUAAAAGACAUCAGAGUGAAGUUUGUUUCGUAUAAAAACGAUAAGUUUUUCCGGUCCAGGAAAUAUAAUAAGACAAGAUGCCAAAAUACUGAGCCGUGUCACGAAUUGAAAACGUUUCCAGAUAGACAAGUCCUUCAGGCAAGCAUCAAUAAUAUUUCCAUUUCUAAUCUGACCGAUCCCGUUGUUUAUGUCAUUCCUACAAAUAAUAAGCAAAAAUACUUAUGCGUUUACUGGAACGAUCACGAAAGAGAAUGGUCGUUGGAUGGUUUGAUCACUAACCAGACAGAAAAUAAAACGUUUUGUUUUUCUAAUCACUUGACCGCAUUUUCUGUUCUUUUGGAUCCCACUCCGUACAUGGUUAUACCUAAACAACACGAGAAGGUUCUGUCUAUAAUUUCUUAUAUUGGAUGCGCUUUAUCUUUAACUGGUCUUUUCCUAACUAUUCUCACUUAUUCACUUUUUGGGUGCCUGCAUCGCGAUCAUUCCGGCAAAAUCCUCUUGAAUCUUUGCAUUUCUCUAGCGCUGAUGAAUAUGUCAUUUUUAUUGGGAUCUCAUCAUAAUUCUCCCAAACACGGACACAGCGUAUGUUUGUCGGUAGCAAUAUUGACUCAUUACUUCUUGCUGACUUCUUUAGCGUGGAUGUGCGUGGAAGCUGUAAACAUGUAUCAGCUUUUAAUUCACGUUUUCGCCUCGGCAGAGACACAUUUUCUACUGAAGAGAUUUAUUUUGGCUUGGGGAGGACCUUUCGUUAUCGUGUCUAUCGCUGCGGGAAUCGACAUUAAUCAAUAUUCUAAUCAAAACGAUUAUUGUAUGCUAUCUCCAUCCAAUCCAUAUAUAUACUACAUUUCGUUUCUCGGUCCGUCUUGCAUUAUUCUUUUAGCGAAUUUGAUCGUAUUCAUUAUGGUGACGAAAGUCCUCUUCACCCCAAGAAUGACAACUAGCAUUCAUAUUAAUAGAAACGGGUAUACGGUUACCGCAGCUCAAGUCAGAGGAGCAUUUACGGUUAUGGUGCUGCUGGGUGUUACUUGGAUUUUCGGUGCAUUCGCCGUAGGAGAAGCCAAACUGGUAUUUCAAUAUUUAUUCUGCAUUGCAAAUUCUCUACAGGGGUUUUUAAUUUUUAUAGUUCGCUGCCUUCAUUAUCACGAAGCACGCAAUGCCUGGCUACAACUCUUUCAAACUGGUACAUUGAAGAAAUAUCGAGGAGUUGUACCACCCGGUGUAUCUUGGUGCACCAAUUCUAAUUCUGUUAACAAGCAGAAUGGUCAUUCUAGGACAACUCGAUUGGCUAGCGUCAGCAGCGAAACCAAUAGCAUAAUGUGGAAUCGUAAAGAUAGUUCUACUUCGACUUGCAAUUCUCAACUGAUCAAUGAAAACAAAACCAAACAAAUAAAUAAUUUAAAAAACACUAUUAAUCAAAGAGAGAUUAUAGAACUGGGCAACGAAAAAAUAUAAGUAGUAGUCGCACUUUUUACAUUUUAAAUAGCAUUUUUCCUUGUACAGAAUCGAUAAGUGGUAUUAAUCGAUUGUAUUUAAUGGUUAUGUGAUAAUUUAUAUUCAUUUUUUAUUAUUUUUUUUUCUGCAUCUCAUCAUCAUUUUUACAUCGAAGCACGUAAGUAGUUUAGGAAAUAUAAAUCGACCCAUCGACUUGUGCCAAUUACCAAUAACAAUAUUUUUUACGUUAAAUCACCUCGAAAUACCAAAGACGUUGACUGUAAAACAGUAAUUAAAGUUGAUAUAUUGUAUCGAAACGAAUGUUAAUUCAUAAUUUAGUUACUGUAAAUAAAUAGACAAUAAAUUUUAUUACCAA